This is a messenger RNA of Saimiri boliviensis boliviensis (Bolivian squirrel monkey), 1996 nucleotides long. It is a transcript of the gene C11H1orf174, whose product is annotated as chromosome 11 C1orf174 homolog. The record is from RefSeq and is a predicted model, not a curated record. NCBI's taxonomy places the organism in Eukaryota, Metazoa, Chordata, Mammalia, Primates, Cebidae.
GACUCCUGUCAGUCCGGAGUGCACAGCAAAGGGCCGGCUCAGGUGUCUGUAACAGCCAGCGCUUCCAAGCCCACCAGAUCCUCUGCCUUUUCUCUGCAGAAGGGGCUGAAAGGUCACCUGAUGAGCCUGUCACACGUAAGAGUUCAGAACCACUGCUGCCAAGAUGCUGAUGCAAUCUUUGAGACGCACCUGCUGCAGGGAAAGAACUGCAGGCGCAGAACACACAGACGCGCAGGCGCGGAACGCUGAGACCCGCAGGCUCAGAACACGGACCUGCAGGCGCUGAACGCUGAGACCCGCAGGCUCAGAACACGGACCUGCAGGCGCUGAACGCUGAGACCCGCAGGCUCAGAACACGGACCUGCAGGCGCUGAACGCUGAGACCCGCAGGCUCAGAACACGGACCUGCAGGCGCAGAACGCACAGACAUGCAGGCUCAGAACACAGACGUGCAGCUCACAGGUGGAGUGCGGUCUUCAGCACGCCUGAAAGCCCGAAAUUGUUCGGCAACCGGGUUGGCCUCUGCCCAGGAAGUCGCUGGUUCCACGUCUGCCAAGACAGCAUGUCUGACUUCCUCAUACCACAAAGCCACAGACAGGCGAAUGUCCAAGAAGUUCAAGUGUGACAAAGGUCAUCUUGUGAAGUCAGAAUUACAGAAGCUUGUCCCUAAGAAUGACAGCACUUCUUUGCCAAAAGUGACACCGGAGAACCCUUGUGAAGAUGAGUUUGCUGAAGGCAGGGCCUUGCUUCCAAGAGGUGAGGCUGGAGCUUCUGUGCAGCAGAAGGCUGCAAGUCUGCCCCUCGGUGGCUGCAGAGCUGUGAGUGACUCUCGCUUGGCAAAGACUGAAGGUGGCCUGUCCCUGCCGAAACACAGUGCCGGGGCAGGGGCAGAAGAAUCCAACAGCAGCUCCACUGUGCAGAAACAGAAUGAGUCGGGGCUAGAGGCAGACGACAUGCAGAAGCCACCACUUCAGAUGGACAACAGCAUCUUCCUAGAUGACGACAGCAAUCAGCCAAUGCCCGUGAGCCGCUUCUUUGGAAACGUUGAGCUCAUGCAGGACCUCCCACCUGUGUCUUCAUCUUGUCCUUCAAUGAGCAGACGAGAGUUCAGAAAAAUGCACUUCAGAGCCAAAGACGACGACGACGAUGACGCUGAUGAUGCCGAGAUGUAGAGGCUUUACAGGGUGAUGUCUGUGCAUGGUCAGUACCAUUAACGGUGGGACAGUUCAGCAAGUUACUAGAUUUAUAUAAAAUACAUCUCCAAGAGAAUGUCUUCUUGAUCACGCUUCAGAACUGACGCAUCACAGUCAAUAGUGCAAAGCACCAGAUGCCUGGAAGAUGUACUCAUGGGAGCAAACACUAAAACAGUCUUUGAAAUUGCAAAGCUGCCGUACUGUGCCAGUGGCCUUUCUUUGUUUUUUCUUGUUUUUUUUUUUUUUGGAGAUGAAGUUUCUCUCUCCAUCUUGCUCUGUCGCCAGGCUGGAGUGCAGUGGCGUGAUCUCGGCUCACUGCAGCUUCUGCCUCCCGGGUUCAAGCAAUUCUCUGGCCUGAGCCUCCCCAGUAGCUAGGAUUACAGGCAUGCGCCACCACGCCCAGCUAGUUUUUGUAUUAUUAGUAGAGACAGGGUUUCACCAUGUUGGCCAGGCUGGUCUCGAACUCCUGACCUCAGGUAAUACACCUGCCUCAGCCUCCCAAAGUGCUGGGAUUACAGGCAUGAGCCACCACACCCGGCCAGUGUCCUUUCUUACCGACGUACAUACAUGAUGGCUUGAGUCAGCUGCAGGGCAGAGGCUCACUGAGAGGGAUCUUUGUAAAGACAGCUCUUCACUUCAGCGUGGUAGCUUUAGUGUGUUUUCCAUUGUCAUAAUUUGAUCAUUCGUGUGAUGAAUCAAAUGCUAGUUCUUAAAGAACUCUUUUAUUUCUAUAUGUGGAGCUAAUGUUUAUCUUGGAAAUUUUGCAAAAUACAUGUAAAAAAGAAAUAAAAUAUACUUUGAAA